Pestalotiopsis fici W106-1 is the source of this 5661-nucleotide messenger RNA. RefSeq lists its product as uncharacterized. The record is from RefSeq and is a predicted model, not a curated record. Lineage: Eukaryota; Fungi; Ascomycota; Sordariomycetes; Amphisphaeriales; Sporocadaceae. Gene Ontology annotation, molecular function: ATP-dependent chromatin remodeler activity; ATP hydrolysis activity; TBP-class protein binding. The transcript has 4 exons. The coding region runs from base 1 to 5661 and encodes 1886 amino acids.
AUGGCGUCAAGAUUGGAUCGCCUCGUCACGAUCCUCGAGACAGGCAGCACAAAGUUGAUCAAAGAUACUGCUGUCAAUCAACUUGCCGACUGGCAGAAGCAACAUCCCGAGGAGCUUUUCAAUCUUCUGUCGAGAGUGGUGCCAUAUCUUCGUCAUAAAGAUUGGGAUACUAGGGCUACUGCUGCCAAGGCGAUUGGCAAGAUCGUAGAGAAUGCAGCAUGCUACGAUCCUAAUGAGGACGAAGACCCUUCGUCUGCCAAAAAGGAAGAGUCGGCAGAAAAUGGGCACAUUAAGAAAGAAGAAGAGCCUGCGGUGGCGGUCAGCUCCGAACUAUUCAGUUUGGACACUCUGGAUGUUUCCAUGAUUCUCAAAUAUGGCCGGGAAUUACUCAGAACGGGAAGCGUAGAUCUCGGCUUAGCCAGCCUGGAGCCACAGGCACGACUGGUUCAUCAGAAGAAGACCCUGCUGGGCCGCCUCGGCCUUCUUGGUCGCCCGUUUGAGGACGACGAAAUACCCAUCCAAAUCGAAAAGUCUGCAAGCCCUAUGACGCCACAGGAUGCCCCACCUAAUGGCAACGGCCUUGGUCGACAGGAAAGCAUUGGAGGCCCAGCGCAACUUGGGGAGGACUCCGGGCUUAGCGCAAGGCAGCUGAAUCAGCUACGACGCAAGAGAAAGCGAGAUGCGCAGAAUGCCGCCAAGGGGAAAGGUGGCUUUGGCGACCUGUCCAUCCGCCGUUCUUUCACAGACAAAUCAGAUAUUGAUGACACGCCCAUGGCAGAUACUGACUCCAAGAAGAAUGGCAAAGCCGACUAUUUUUCCUUGGAGCGCCCAGAUGACGUGGACGAAGAAAGCAAAGUCGUCUCUGAAUACAAAGGGCCUGUAAUCCCCAUCAAAUCCGAAAUCGAGACGAAAGACGAGCUCCAGGGCAGCGAGUGGCCAUAUGAGCGACUUUGCGACUUUUUGAAAAUCGACAUAUUUGACCCCCAAUGGGAGACGAGGCAUGGCGCGGCACUCGGUCUCCGGGAGAUUCUGAGGGUCCACGGUGCUGGCGCGGGUCGUUUGAGAGGAAAAAGUAGGAGCGACAAUGACGCCCUGAAUCGAGGCUGGCUCGACGAUAUGGCAUGCCGGCUCUGCUCGGUUCUGAUGCUCGAUAGGUUCACAGACUACGCAUCAGAUACCUCUGUUGCUCCCAUUAGGGAGACAGUGGGUCAGACUCUUGGCUCCUUCUUGAAGCAUAUUCCUCCCGAAUCAGUAUACAGCAUCUACCGAAUCCUCCAUCGCAUGGUCAUGCAACAAGAGGACCUUGGCUUGGACCGCCAGAUCUGGUCAGUCUGCCAUGGAGGUAUGGUCGGCUUACGCUAUGUUGUGGCUGUCAGGAAAGAUCUACUACUCCAACACAACGACCUGAUUGAUGGUAUCAUCCAGGCGGUCAUGAAGGGCCUUGGCGACCUCGACGACGAUGUCAGGUCUGUCAGCGCUGCAACGCUCAUUCCGAUGGCGCAAGAGUUUGUCGCUAUGCGCCCAGCUGUACUGGAUGAACUCAUCAAUAUUGUUUGGGAAAGCUUGUCAAGUCUAGGCGAUGAUCUAAGUGCAAGCACGGGAAAGAUCAUGGAUCUCUUGGCCACCCUUUGUGGGUUCCCUGAAGUGUUAGAGGCCAUGAAGAAGUCUGCACUGGAAGACGAGGAGCGAUCUUUCAAGCAGCUGGUCCCACGCCUAUAUCCAUUCCUUAGACAUACCAUCACCUCGGUUCGUCUCGCUGUUUUGAAGGCUCUUAUGACCUUUGUACACUUGGGCGAGGAGUCGCUUGGCUGGCUAGACGGCAAAACUCUACGUCUCAUCUUUCAAAAUCUAUUGGUCGAGCGAGAUAGCGCAACACUCAAUGUGUCGAUGGACCUUUGGCUUGCGCUUGUGCAGUGCUUGGCAAAGAAUCCUGAACAUCUGGCCCAGGAGUUCCUUCCACAUAUUGAUGCUCUGAUGCAGCUCACCUUGCACCCUGUUGGUGUCUCACGUAACCCUAUUCCAAUGAAUGGAGCUCUAUUCCAAAAACCUUCAGGGGGUACAUAUUCGAUCACUGGUUUCGUAUCCCAGACCCCGCGCAAGGGAUCUGAGACGGAAGGCGAGAGAGCCGCAAAGAGGCGUAGAAAGUCCACCAAGGUUGACGAGGCGCCUACCACAGCCCACUCUCAUGAUCUUGAUGGCCACAUGAUGCAUGGUGACGUGGAUCUUGUUGGUAUGGAUACUCUGAUUAGGUCACGUAUCUUUGCAGGCAGAGCCAUGGGCUUCAUUAUGUCACUUGUCCCGACGUCUAGACUGGAGGCCUUUGAUGCAACACUUAUGCCGGGAUUUACCUCGUCAUACUCAUCGACACAGUUAUCCGCAUGCAUGAUUGUCGAUGAGUACUCUACGAACUCUGCAAACGCCAGCUCGGAGCAACGCUAUGUUGAUGAGCUUCAGAAGAUCAUCGAGUCUGAGAGACCUUCGCAUUACCGCGAUCUAGUGAGCUAUGUGCAGCGGGUACGUUCGCAAUGUGCGCAGCUAGUUAAUCUUUUCCGCGACCAUGGCAAGGUAUCACAGAGCAAACUGCCAACUCUGCCUGUGGUUGUUCAGGGUGAGGCAGAGGCCGGACCGACAGCCUUCUCUAUUUCGAUUGCCGAAAAGUGCGUGGGCGAUGAUUUUGAGCGGCUUCGAAAGGCCAUGGCGCCAGCCCAACGCCUAAUCACCACGAACGAUCUCAUGGACGCGAGGAAAUCGACAUCGACAGCUAUACAAGAGGCGAAGUCUGCCAAGGACGGCCGUGAUAUCCGUAUCCGUGCCGCUGCUGCAUGCGCCCUGAUUGCAAUGAAAGUCUUGCCGAAGAAGCCAAGUCCCCUCAUCAAGGGCAUCAUGGACAGCAUCAAGCUCGAAGAAAGUCACCUUUUACAGACACGUUCAUCAGAAACAAUCUCCAGACUUGUACAGCUCUUCACUGAGAAGGGUCGCCGCGGUCCUGCGGACAAGGUAGUCGCUAAUCUUGUCAAGUUCUCUUGCGUCGAGGUUGCAGAAACACCAGAGUUCCCGGUUCACGUCAAUAAGACCGACGUUGUUCUAUCCAUGCAGAAGGAAGAAGAUCGGGUGGACCAUGAUGAUCCUGAGAAGUGGGCGCGCGAGGCCAAAGCUGCGCGUGUCACCCGGCGCGGCGCCAAGGAAGCUCUGGAGAUUUUGGCCAGAGUAUUUGGUGCUGACAUCUUCAACAUUGUGCCCAGUCUCAGGAAGUACAUGGAAGAACCUCUGACGGUGGCAUUCUCUGGUGACUUGCCUGCCGAUGCCAAGGAUCCCGAAUGUGAGCUGGGACAAGAGAUCGUUGAUGCAUUGUCAGUAAUACGUACAAUGGCUCCGACCUUGGAUAAUGCACUUCAUCCGUUCAUCAUGCAACAGGUCCCCUUGAUCAUCAAGGCCCUUCAUUCCGAACUCUCAGUCUAUCGUUACAUGGCAGCGAAGUGCAUCGCAACCAUAUGCAGUGUUCUGCCGGUCGAGGGUAUGACCGCGCUUGUAGAAAAGGUGUUGCCAUCCAUCAGCAACCCAAUCGAUCUACACUUCCGCCAAGGCGCAAUCGAAACGAUCUACCAUCUGAUUGCUGUCAUGGGAGAUGGCAUCCUGCCCUACGUGAUCUUCCUGAUUGUUCCAGUCCUGGGUCGCAUGAGCGACUCUGACAAUGACAUUCGACUCAUUGCGACGACGUCAUUUGCGACACUUGUCAAACUUGUACCCCUUGAAGCUGGAAUUCCCGACCCGCCAGGUUUAUCAGAAGAAUUGCUCAAGGGUAGAGAUCGUGAACGGACGUUCAUGGGUCAAUUGUUGGAUCCUAAGAAAGUUGAAAGCUUCCAAAUCCCUGUUGCGAUCAACGCCGAGCUGCGAUCCUACCAACAGGAUGGUGUCAACUGGCUCAAUUUCCUUAACAAAUAUCAUCUACAUGGUAUCCUUUGCGACGACAUGGGCCUCGGCAAGACUCUUCAGACCAUCUGCAUGGUGGCGAGCGAUCAUUACAACAGGGCCGAGGAGUUCAAGAAGACUGGGGCAUCAGACGUUCGGAAGCUUCCUACGCUCAUCGUAUGCCCUCCAACUCUGUCUGGACAUUGGCAGCAAGAAUUGAAAACGUAUGCGCCCUUCCUCAGCGUCACUGCCUUCGUUGGCCCUCCUGCCGAGAGAAGGGCCAAGGCCUCGCAAUUUGCGUCGUCUGAUAUUGUGGUGACAUCCUAUGAAGUAUGCCGCAAUGAUACCGAGUACCUUGAAAAACAGAGCUGGAAUUAUAUUGUACUUGAUGAGGGUCAUUUGAUCAAGAACCCCAAGGCGAAGAUUACCAUUGCAGUGAAGCGACUGCCAAGCAACCACCGCCUCAUUUUGACUGGUACCCCUAUUCAGAACAACGUCCUGGAAUUAUGGUCUCUGUUUGACUUCCUGAUGCCGGGCUUUUUAGGCACUGAAAAGGUGUUCCUCGACAGAUUCGCCAAACCCAUCGCUGCCAGCCGUUUCAGCAAAGCAUCUUCGAAGGAACAAGAGGCUGGUGCCCUGGCUAUUGAGGCGCUUCACAAGCAAGUCCUGCCAUUCUUGUUGCGUCGCUUGAAGGAAGAGGUACUUGAUGAUCUGCCGCCCAAGAUCCUUCAGAACUACUACUGCGACCUCAGUGACCUGCAACGCAAGUUGUUUGAAGACUUCAACAAGAAGCAAGGCAAAAAGAUUAGUGAGACAGCUGGUCGUGAGGACAAGGAAGCCAAGCAGCACAUUUUCCAGGCUCUUCAGUACAUGCGCAAAUUGUGCAACUCCCCGGCUUUGGUCAUGACGCCGGCUAAUAACAUGUACGACGAGACGCAAAGAUUCCUUGCAAAGCAAGGAACCAGCAUCGACGACAUUGUCCAUGCUCCUAAACUUACAGCUCUGAAGGAUCUACUCAUUGACUGUGGCAUUGGAGUUGAGGGGACUGACUCGAACGACCCUCUGUAUCAGCCAAUCAAGCCUCAUCGCGCCCUCAUUUUCUGCCAGAUGAAGGAAAUGUUGGACAUGGUGCAAAACACGGUCCUCAAGCGCAUGCUCCCGUCCGUAUCGCAUUUGCGCCUCGACGGGUCUGUCGAAGCCAACAAGCGUCAAGAUAUUGUGAACAAGUUCAACAGCGACCCGUCGUAUGAUGUGUUGCUACUUACCACUAGCGUCGGUGGUUUAGGUCUCAACCUGACGGGUGCUGAUACGGUCAUCUUUGUUGAGCAUGACUGGAAUCCGCAGCGUGAUCUUCAAGCUAUGGAUCGAGCACAUCGCAUCGGUCAGAAGAAGGUUGUCAACGUGUAUCGACUGAUCACGAGGGGUACUCUGGAGGAAAAGAUCUUGAGUCUGCAAGCAUUCAAGAUUGAUGUUGCCUCCACCGUCGUGAAUCAACAGAACGCCGGUCUGGGGACCAUGGACACGGACCAGAUUCUUGACCUCUUUAGUCUGGGCGAUGCGGGUCCAAAUCUCAUUACCGACAAGCCAAAGGACGGGAUAGAUGGUCGCGAGGAGGAUAUGGUUGACGUGGAGACGGGUGAUGUGCGUGCGCCAGGCAAGAAGGCUUGGAUUGAUGACCUUGGCGAGCUUUGGGACAAUCGCCAGUACGAAGAAAGUUUCGAUCUUGAUGGCUUUAUGAAGACAAUGCAGUAG